Panicum hallii is the source of this 3219-nucleotide messenger RNA. Its product is annotated as probable histidine kinase 2. Bases 1 to 3219 code for a protein of 1072 amino acids. NCBI's taxonomy places the organism in Eukaryota, Viridiplantae, Streptophyta, Magnoliopsida, Poales, Poaceae. Gene Ontology annotation, cellular component: nucleus. The record is from RefSeq and is a predicted model, not a curated record. Gene Ontology annotation, molecular function: phosphorelay sensor kinase activity. The transcript has 7 exons. Gene Ontology annotation, biological process: phosphorylation; phosphorelay signal transduction system.
AUGGCGACCGUGGGGAAGGCGAUCGUCACAGGCGUCGCGCUGAUCGCUCUCAUGGUGUUUUACGUCUCCACGUGGGACGUGACACAUGCCGUAAACAAAACCGAGGCAGGCUUCAUGGGCGUGGCGUUCAGGCACGUCGCCGGCGGCAUGGAGCCCCUCCUGGAGGCCAACCGCGCCGCCGUCGCCAUCGCCGGCGCCGCGCAGGAGGACCCCACCACGAGCAACGGAUCAGCACCAGAUUCCAUCUCUCAAGUGAUCAGGACCAAGAUGUUCAUGGCCCUCGCCAUGCAGCCGCAGCUGGCGCAGGUGUCGUACGCCGGCGCCGACGGCGGCGCGUUCGCCUAUUACCGCGACGAGGGCGGCAAGGUGAGGGCGCUGUUCACGGACUCGCACAACAGGUGGAAGUGGAACACCCAGCCUGUGGAUCCGGCGACCGGCGGUCUGGUCGGGACGGCCGCCGCCGCCGCCGCCGCCUCGGGGGGGCUCUACCUGCCCAAGGCGGCCUGGUCCCUCCUCUCCAGCAAGAACGCCUCGCGCGCGUCGCUCGGCGCCGGGUGGGCGCGCCCGGGCGUCCGGAUGCUCUUCUUCUCCGCCCCGGCCGGCGACGCCGGCGUGGUCUCGGCCGCGGUCGCCGUCGAUGACCUCCUCGGCGCCGCCGCCUCCCGCGUCGCCCACCUGGACGACUACCUGGACGUGUACUACGCUGUCAGCGACACGCGCGGCGCGCCGGCGACUGCCGCCUACAAGCCACUUCUGCUCGGCCACCGGCCCGGCCGAUCCGGCGACGACGAGGAAGGGAGAAUGCGCACGUUCUCCAAGGCGAGGUGCGCCGCCGCCGCCAUCGACGCGCCCAGGCUCGGCCGGCUUGUCGCCGCCGGCCACGGGCUAUACAACAAGUACAGAGUCGCGUGCGCGAACUUUGACGUCUCCGGGGUACAACUGGUGUUCCGGCUGGUGCUCCUGUCGCGGCCCGAGGGCGACAUGCUCCGGGCGCUGAGCAUCCCCGUGGUCGUCUUCGCGGGCGCCGCGCUGGCGGUGGCCGCGGCGUCGUGCGUCCUGGCGGUGCGCACGCUGCGGCGGACGGCGGCGCGGGAGGCGGCGCUGAACGCCGACCUGGUCCGGCAGAAGGAGGCGCUGCGGCAGGCGGAGCGCAAGAGCAUGAACAAGAGCAACGCCUUCGUCAGCGCCAGCCACGACAUCCGCUCCGCACUCUCCGCCAUCGCCGGGCUCGUGGAGAUGACGCGGCCGGAGGCGCAGGCGCUCCCCGGCAUCAUGGAGAACCUCGACCAGAUGGCCGUCUGCACCAACAAGCUCUUCGAUAUACUGAACUCGAUUCUGGACACGAGCAAGGUGGAGUCGGGGAAGAUGCAGCUGCAGGAGGCCGAGUUCAGCAUGGCCGACGUCCUGCAGGAGUCCGUGGACAUGGCCAACGUGACGGGCAUCCGGCAGGGGCUCGAGGUGGUCUGGGACCCCUGCGACCUCUCGGUCCUGCGCUGCGCCGCCGUCACCGGCGACUGCAAGCGCCUCAAGCAGAUCCUCGACAACCUGCUCGGCAACGCCCUCAAGUUCACCGACGAGGGGCACGUCGUCCUCCGCGCCUGGGCGAACCGGCCGAUCGCCGGGAGCAGCGUCAGCGCUCCCUCGAGGUUCAAGUGGCCAAUGCGCGGCGGCUCCUUCGGGUGCUUGUUCAGGCCAAGGGAGGACCCUGAUGACCAGGAUCAUGUCCAGAAUGACCCCAAUCUGGUCGAGUUCUACUUUGAGGUGGCUGACACUGGCAUAGGGAUCCCCAAGGAGAAGAGGCUAUCUGUGUUCGAGAACUAUGUUCAGGUGAACGACGGGCAAGGCGGCACCGGCUUGGGGCUCGGAAUCGUGCAGUCCUUUGUUCGUCUGAUGGGAGGAGAGAUCAGCAUCAAGGACAAGGAGCCCGGUGAGAGAGGCACAUGCUUCGCGUUCAACGUGCUUCUGAAGAUGAGCGAGAGGCAGGAACCCCAGGACAUAGAGGAAGGAACAUCAGCGCCGUCAGACCCUCUGAACUGCUCCAAUUUCAGAGCGUCGGUGUUUCAGGAGGACCGCAGCUUCAAGGGCGUCCACUGCGUUCUCCACGUUCGCGGCGGCGAGACCAUGAGGAUCCUGCAGACAUGGAUGGAGAGCGUUGGGGUGAAAGUGUGGCCUGUCCUGCACGCCGAGUUCAUCGCCUCGACGUUGGUGGAGGUGCUGCACAACGGCGCGACCCCUGCUGCAAGGGCGUCGCCGCCGCCUACCACCGACGAGUGGGACGACCGGUGCUUCAGCUCCAAGGAGAUGGUCAGCCAGGUCCUGCCGGCGCUGAGGAACAGCACUGGCCCAAGGAGAGGCAGCAUUGGGGGCCAUCCUUCUGGCAUCCUUCUUGUCAUCGACGUGUCCCGUGGUAGAGCGAAGGACAUUUGCCUGGAGAUGGAGAAGCUUAUCAGGAUCAAGCACCAGGCUCCAUGCAAAACUGUUUUGCUGGACGAUAUCAGGACCCCGUCUGAUGAUCUGAGGAGGUUCAAGGAGCUGAUGAGGUGCGAUCUCGUCCUGCGAAAGCCGGUGCAUGGGUCUCGCCUGUUCACGCUUCUCAUGACCCUGAGAGACCUCCAAGUCUCAGAUGUAGCACAAGCACAGUCUUCUCAAGUUGGUCCUGAGAUUGCUGGGACCAGUCACCAGCAGCAAGAUUUGCCAGAGGUGGUCGUUCAUUGUGCGCAGGAAGCUGCGGCAUCAGCUGAGAGUGAGGCUGCAUACUUGGCUCAGGAACAGAAACCUCAAAAUGAUAAGCCAAUGGCUGGGAUGCAAGUCCUGCUGGCUGAAGACACUUUGGUGCUUCAAACAAUCCAAAAGAAAAUGCUGAGCCAACUGGGUGCAACUGUCAGAGUAGCUCAGGAUGGAGCCGUGGCUGUGAACUUGUUCAAAGAAGCUCUUGAGCAAGCCAGUGUCCCAGAACAGGGCGCAGUGCCCUUGCCAUACCAUGUCAUCUUCAUGGAUUGCCAGAUGCCCAAUAUUGAUGGCUAUGAGGCGACAAAACUCAUCCGUGAGGAAGAACACCGCUACGGGAUUCACACUCCAAUCAUCGCUUUGACUGCUCAUAACAUGGAGGAGGAUCUGCAGAAGGCUAUUGAUGCCGGGAUGGAUCUGCACCUGACAAAGCCGAUAGAACGGAAGAGGAUAGUGGAAGCUGUUUGCCGUGUCUGCAAACGUGAGAAUUGA